ACGCGCGUUCGGGAUCCGCAUUUGCCUCCCCUUCCUCUCCCCUUUACACGUUUCCCACUUGAUUGGUUCGAAAAUCUUACGAUUAUAUAUCAUCACAACACGAUUCAUCAUCAACUACCCCGAUCAUUCGCCUCCGUUGAUCUGUUCCUCAAAUCCUCUCUCAUUCCGCUCGCGAUCAGGUACUGCUCGCCGAGCCUAGUGACUGUACGGGUUCACUCUUCAGUGACCGGAAAAUGGUGGAGACGGCGGAGCUACAGAAUGACGAGGAGCUCUCUUUGCUGGGACCGAGCAACAAUGGUGACCAGUCCUGGCGGUUGAACUUUGACGGCUUUCAGUUAUCUUCAGAGCGCAAGGAGAAGAAGUCUCCACGUAGCCUGCACGACUGCCUUGGUGUUCUGGGCUCAGGUCCAGCUCCAGAAAAUAAUGUAGCUGAGUAUUAUCAGCAGCAGGUCGAAGUGCUUGAGGGGUUUAAUGAAAUGGAUGCCUUAGCAGAGCGUGGGUUUAUUCCUGGAAUGUCAAAGGAGGACCGAGAACACUUGGCAAGAAGCGAGACGUUUGCCAUAAGAUUAUCCAAUAUAGCAAACAUGGUCCUUUUUGCUGCUAAAGUUUUAGCAUGCAUCAAAAGUGGGUCCCUAGCCAUAAUCGCAUCCACUUUGGACUCGCUUCUUGACCUACUUUCUGGAUUCAUUCUCUGGUUCACUGCAUUUUCCAUGCAAACACGUAACCCAUAUCAGUACCCUAUAGGAAAGAAGCGGAUGCAACCUUUGGGAAUUCUUGUUUUUGCCUCUGUCAUGGCAACAUUGGGACUGCAAAUAAUUUUGGAGUCAGUGCGUGCUCUAAUAUCGGAUGAAAGUGAAUUCAAUCUGACCAUUGAGCAAGAGCGAUGGGUUGUGGGAAUAAUGCUUUCAGGGACGCUGGUGAAAUUCCUACUGAUGAUUUAUUGCCGCGCCUUCAGUAAUGAAAUUGUCAAAGCCUAUGCCCAGGAUCACUUUUUUGAUGUGAUUACUAACGUGAUUGGCCUUAUUGCUGCACUUUUGGCUAAUUAUUUUGAUGAUUGGAUAGAUCCUAUGGGUGCUAUUAUUCUUGCUUUGUACACCAUUCGCACAUGGUCGUUGACAGUGUUAGAAAAUGUGAAUUCGUUGGUUGGAAGAUCAGCUGCACCGGAGUAUUUGCAGAAGCUCACGUACCUCUGCUGGAACCAUCACGAGGCCAUAAGGCACAUUGAUACGGUCCGGGCUUACACCUUUGGGUCUCAUUACUUUGUUGAGGUUGAUAUUGUCCUGCCAGCCGACAUGCCCCUGCAAGAAGCACAUGAUAUUGGGGAAUCAUUGCAAGAAAAGCUAGAGCUUUUGCCUGAGAUUGAGCGCGCUUUUGUUCAUCUUGAUUAUGAGUACUCACAUAAACCUGAGCAUGCUCAAUCUUACUCAUAGCAGCAGAGGUGCAAGUUUUUCUGACGAGAAGCCAAACUUUUCGCGCCAUCUUUUGGAUCAUGGCAACGGUGCACCUCGAAGAGGCUCCCAGUCCCAGAUAUAAUGCAGGGUGCGUUAGGAUAUGCAAGUAGUACUCAUGGUUUUUACUUGGUAAGGCUUGGGCCCUCUGAUCGGAUCUUUGAAUAGUGAAUUGUAGAAACGGAAAUUAGGAGCUACCUCGUGCAUCGCUGGGCUAAGGGCAAAGUAUUUAAAGUCGUAGUGUAUUGCCGUUGGAAAACCUUGUCAACCUGCUAUUAUGGGAGGGUCAUGACACUGAACGGCUUUGUUACUUAAUCUUAUGUUUAUGCAGAACCAAUCCAAUGGCUACGGAAUUUGGAAAUGGUUUAAAUUCUUAUUUUGGAUGAAUCUCAAA
Messenger RNA from Neltuma alba, 1842 nucleotides. RefSeq names its product metal tolerance protein 11. Bases 234 to 1430 code for a protein of 398 amino acids. The record is from RefSeq and is a predicted model, not a curated record. The transcript has 7 exons. NCBI's taxonomy places the organism in Eukaryota, Viridiplantae, Streptophyta, Magnoliopsida, Fabales, Fabaceae. Gene Ontology annotation, cellular component: membrane. Gene Ontology annotation, molecular function: manganese:proton antiporter activity. Gene Ontology annotation, biological process: transmembrane transport; monoatomic cation transport.